AUGGCUUAGACUUGGCUUUGGUCAUGUCGGGCUUUGCAGUUGGGUACUUUGGCUUUCAGUACCAUCCGACGGAGCAUCCAGAUCCGCCCGCCAUUGUUGGUAUUGGAUAUCUCCAAUUCUCUUCCCUCUCCAGAAACCUAGAGCAAUCACGAACAAAUUGUCUUCAGUGGCGGGAAUUCGAUUCAAAUUCAAUAAACAGAGGCCCGCUUUGCCCUAGAAUCCUAAAUAAAUGGAUUCUAGUGUUGUGAGAGAAUUUAUAAGGAAAGAAUUCCCUGAUUGGGACGACGAAGUGAUCGCCACAGCUCGAUUCAAAGCAUUUAGCGGCCAAAGAUCCGAUUGGGAAUCCAAAUACCUAUUUUGGAGGGAUUUGAUUCUCAAAAUUGCUCGCCAUCUGGGCAUUUUCCUUAUUGGACCUUCUCAGGUGAAAAAUGAGUGGUUUAAUCGAGGAGGAUUGACCCCUUUAUGCCUUGAUCAUGUACUGUUUUUAAUGUAUAGUGAAGGUGAUGUUGUACGAAGUGUUGAUUUUGUGGAUCCUACAAGUGGGCGACUCUCCCAGUUAUUUAGAAAAGUAAGAAAUUUGGUGGUUAAAUCAACCACAACCCUGGACUUAAUGCUGGAAGAUAGUGUCAUUCUUACAGCUUUAUUGAAGGAAAAAGCUACUGAAAUUAUCAAACUUUUAUCUCAAAGUCAUUGGACAUCUUCAUGCAUUGUUACUAUGAGGAAGUUCCAGGAUAUGUGUGGAGGACCAAAUGAAGCAUCUGCAGUUUUGAGUUAUCUGUCUGGACUAGGGAAAGCACAAUUUCUCUCAGUUAAUAAGAAGGAACUGAUAGAGGGCGUUAAAGUUUCCCUAUCACCAGCACCAGUGCCUACCAUCUCAAGCUUGGAUUAUGAUGUUCUGCACUUGAUAUGGACAACAGAGAAGCUUCAGCAGCAAAUUGAUUUGAUUGAUCGGCGUUAUGAAAUAUCAAGGAAAUCGGCGUUGGUGUAUGUGAAGUCUGGAAAUAAGAAAAUGGCCAUAAGGCAUGCUAGGGAGAUGAAGUUGGCCUCAGAAAGUAGAGAAAAAUGCACUUCGCUUCUGAACAGAGUGGAGGAGAUUCUUAAUGCUAUAAUGAAUGCUGAAUCUACAAAGAAGGUAACUGAGGCCAUCCAAAUUGGAGCUCAAGCGAUGAAGCAAAACAGGAUAACUAUGGAGGAAGUUGAUCUCUGUUUGGAAGAACUUGAGGAGAGUAUUGAUUCUCAAAAACAAGUUGAAAAGGCUCUGGAAUCAACUCCAUCAUAUGCUGGUAUUGAGGAUGAAGAUGUUGAAGAGGAGUUCAAGAAAUUAGAGUUUGAAGUAGGAAGUGACGACCUCCAACCUUCAGUUCCAAGGAUUGGAGUUAGCAGUACAUCAGGAGAAACAGGUAAUUUGGUAUCCACCGACUCACUCAGUGAUGCCUUGUCAAAUCUCAAGCUUCGGGAUGUUUCAGAAAAUCAGGUUUUUGUGGGGGCAAUGAGGACCGAUGGAUCAAAAGAUCUUACACUUGAAGCAGCAUAAAUGACAGGGAAAACAAAAUUCAUUUACCAUUCUAGCAUGUCUAUGAUGUGAAAUUCUCUAGCUGUUGGGUUCUCACGUAAUUUUGUGUAUUAUAAAUCGACACUGUAUGGUUCAAAAUUCAAAUAUGUAUAUACAACAAAAUUCAAGUCACUGAAUUAUGAUGUU
Messenger RNA from Manihot esculenta (cassava), 1699 nucleotides. RefSeq names its product charged multivesicular body protein 7. NCBI's taxonomy places the organism in Eukaryota, Viridiplantae, Streptophyta, Magnoliopsida, Malpighiales, Euphorbiaceae. The transcript is spliced from 8 exons. The record is from RefSeq and is a predicted model, not a curated record. Gene Ontology annotation, cellular component: cytoplasmic side of plasma membrane; multivesicular body; ESCRT III complex. Gene Ontology annotation, biological process: vesicle budding from membrane; late endosome to vacuole transport via multivesicular body sorting pathway. Bases 230 to 1534 code for a protein of 434 amino acids.